AAUCAUGCACCGCGCGCGCCGCCAGAGGAGGCUGCGCGUGCGCACUCCUUUUCCGCGCGUGUGUGUUUUUGUCCGCCCUGACCGUGUCCCUCCAGGGAGGAGGCCGCCAUUUUGUCCCCCCAUCGCUUUCCAGAAGGCCGCUGCGAUGCCCGAAGAGCCGGACCAGGAUGUGUACCCCGUGCCGCCGAGCCGGACUCCGGCGCCUAACCCUCAGACGUCGAUCCCCAACCCGGUCGCCCUCAUGGAGAGAAUCUUUCACUACGCGGUCGACACGCCGGUCACCGCCUGGAGGGAAUGGAUAGAGCGGCAGCAUGCAAAGCACAAGCUUUACUUCUAUCACCGAAAUUUCCGCCGCGUGCCGGACUACACGGAGUGCUUGGAGGAUGACUACAUGUGCUUCUAUGAAGCAGAGAUGCAGUGGAGAAGAGAUAUUAAAGUUGAUAAAACAAUUGUGAGCAUCAUCCAGCAGAGAUUAGGCGCUUGCAGGGUGCAGGAAGGUGCCAACCACAAGCAGAACUGCGCAGGGUUGCUAAAGCAGUUCACAGAGGUGGCCAAGGCCUAUCAGGACAGAUAUGGAGAUAUUGGCGCCCAGGGCACCGCUCGUGAGUGUUUAAUGAAGCAGAAGCAUCGGAUGAUCGCAGAGAGGAAGGCAGCUAAGGCUGCCAAGGCACAAGAGUAAGCGCUGUCUGCAGCGCUUCAACUGGAAUGAGCUCCAGAUUAUUGAACGUAUGUGGACUAUCCAUUGUAGAUGGUAAAGCAAAACUAUGCCUGUGCUGUUCUCUUAAACUACUGUAAAAUGUGCAGGGCAGACUCAAAAUGCAGCUUGUGGUGAAAAAAACAAUAAAGCUACAAAUGCUGUGA
This is a messenger RNA of Rhineura floridana, 861 nucleotides long. It is a transcript of the gene NDUFB10, whose product is annotated as NADH:ubiquinone oxidoreductase subunit B10. The record is from RefSeq and is a predicted model, not a curated record. The transcript is spliced from 4 exons. Lineage: Eukaryota; Metazoa; Chordata; Lepidosauria; Squamata; Rhineuridae. Bases 5 to 679 code for a protein of 224 amino acids.